Messenger RNA from Megachile rotundata (alfalfa leafcutting bee), 1682 nucleotides. Its product is annotated as activator of 90 kDa heat shock protein ATPase homolog 1. Lineage: Eukaryota; Metazoa; Arthropoda; Insecta; Hymenoptera; Megachilidae. The record is from RefSeq and is a predicted model, not a curated record. Gene Ontology annotation, biological process: protein folding; positive regulation of ATP-dependent activity. Gene Ontology annotation, molecular function: ATPase activator activity; protein-folding chaperone binding. Gene Ontology annotation, cellular component: cytosol.
AUAAGUUCUCGAAAUUUCUAGAAGGAUUUCAGAUCCCCCUUCACGUUUAAAUUUGUUUCUUUAGUAAUUUCGAGUUUAGUAAGGAAGGUUACCUCGUCACAUUAUUUACUUCGUGAGAGGAAUUUUGACGUUCACGUGCAUAUUUGGGAUUUCCUAAAAAUAGUUGUUUUCUCGUAAAGAAAUAUGUUGAGCGUUUAAAUAAGAUCUGUUUUAAAAUCGAAUUUCAAUUGUACAUAAGUAAAUAUUUAAGUGACUGGUAUAUUUAUUUUCUAGUCGGAGAAAUUUUUUAAAAUUUCGGAAUAAUUAUUUAUUUUAGUUAAUAUAUUUGAGCAGUAUUAUACAGUUCAUAAUUUCUGUGGCAUGGCUAAGUGGGGAGAAGGAGAUCCACGCUGGAUUGUGGAAGAAAGACCUGACGCUACUAAUGUUAAUAACUGGCACUGGACGGAAAAAAAUGCCUGUGCCUGGUCCAUUGAAAAGCUUAAGGACUUAUUUACCAACAUGAAAAUAGAAGGAGAUGGAGUUUCUUGUAUAGUAACAGAAGUAGAAAAAUGUGAAGGUGAAGCAACAGCAAAUAAUCGAAAAGGUAAAUUAAUCUUCUUCUAUGAAUGGAAUAUUAUUUUGAAAUGGGUAUCUGAAGGAAAAUCUAACAAGAAGAUUGAGGGUAAAAUCAACAUUCCAAACUUAUCAGAAGAAAAUGAUAUUUCUGAAGUAGAUAUUGAAAUUACCUUAAAAGAUAGUACAGACGAAGGAGAAUUAGUAAAACAUUUCCUGCAUACGAAAGGAAAAGAAGCAAUUAGAGAAAAAUUGAAAAAAUAUGUUUCUUCUUUAAAAGAAGAAUUCACAGUUGGAAUGAUCUUGCCUAAAAAAGAUAAUGUGAAAGAUAAUAUCUCGAAUAUCACUUCUGGAUUGAAUGCAAAAAUACAAAUGAAUUCCACCGUGGUAUCGUCAAAUAAUAAAAAAGAAAUAGGAUGUAAAAUUUCAACAACAACAAUUAAACAACAACAAAAGUUUCAGUGUCGAGCUGAAGAGUUUUACAACGUUUUCACGACAACUGAGAUGGUUCAAGCAUUUACUAAAGGACCGGUAAAGUUAGAAUUGAAAAAGGCAGGCAAAUUUGAGUUGUUUGGCGGUAAUAUACAUGGUGACUUUGUAGAAAUCACACCUACCAAGAUUGUACAAAAAUGGCGCUGCAAACAGUGGCCUGACGGUCAUUUUAGCGACGUGACAAUUGACAUUUCUGAGAAAAAUGAUCAUACGGAAGUUAAUCUAACGCAAAUAGGUGUACCUGUUAGCGAGGAAGAAUCGACGAAAGAGAACUGGGAGAGGUAUUACUGGGAUGCUAUAAAACGUACAUUUGGAUUCGGUUACUUCAUGUGAUCUACGUAUGCUCUAAAAUUUGCACGCUUAUUGAUAAGUAGAAAAAUAAUAAAAAUGUGUAUUGUCGUAAGUUGCCUCGCAAACUUUCAGCAUACUAGCCGCAUGAUAACCUGCCACGGACGAACUAUUUUCUCUUUCGAUGAUAUUUACUAUAAUUUUCUUACUUUGCCCUUCUGUCUCUUCUAUUUAAAACAUUGCAUCGUAUAAGCAGGACAUUACGUCGUUGCUUAAGCGUAAAUCAAGUAUCAUCAUGACACAUCUGUAUUAAUAGUUGUAUAUGUCGAAUAAAUCAGGUCAGAUACUUA